AAAAGUGGGUGGCUCGCUUGUGAGCCACCUCUGACUACCCCUUCGGGGAUUAUAGUUGUGAGUGCAUAUGUAUGUAUAUGUAUGUAUGUAACGUACUUUAUCGCUGUAUUUGCAGAUGCGUGGUCAGAAGCUGCUGCGGGAUAACUGUGGGGGCGUGAUACUCACACAGCACCACGUGCUCACCGCUGCGCACUGCUUAUUUCGAAAAAUCAAUGACACUACAGCUGUUACUGGCACUACCAUCUUGAGGGCAUCUGAAGUUGUCAUUCGCGUCGGAUCCUCCUACAAUGACCGCGGAGGCUCAGAGCAUGUGACGUCCAAGACCGUGGUCCACGAGGACUACAAAUAUAUGAUCAGUUACGACAACGACGUGGCAGUGUUGGUGCUGCCGACCAAUAUGAGCAACUACCGGAGCAGCUCGGUGCAGCCAGCCGCCAUCCCCCCGGGGGGGUAUGUGGUCCCGGACAACGCGUCUGUGGUAGCUGUUGGGUGGGGACGGACUGAUGAGAACUGCAUCAACUCAACCCCCCUCGGCCUGCGGCACGUGGGGCUGCGCAAGGUGGACCGAGACACCUGCGCCGCGCGUUAUUCGAUCUUCUCAUACAACAACAUGCUCUGCGCGGGGCUGCUUGGUGUUGGAGGAGCCGGCAUUUGUUCGGGUGACUCCGGUGGUCCCCUGGUGUACAACGGGGUGGUGGUGGGGGUGACCUCAUUUUCGGUGACAUGCGACGAUUCCUUCUACCCUCAAGUGUUCAUGCGCGUUUCUAGCUACACCAACUGGAUCAACAACACUGUAAGUCAAAACCAGGUUGUGGUUGUGGACAAGAACAGUCACAACACCGCCGUGGCAGCUGACGUCACCAGGUUGAUGCUACUCGUCUUCGCAACGUCAAUUGGGAUUAUGUAUUCCAAAAUCUCAUUAUUUUUUUAAGUAAGUAGCUACCGAUGAUAGUUUUAAUGUCUAAAUUUAAACUUAUUGUGUUUAAAUUAUAAUAUUAAUAUUUUUUAUAAAUUUAUGUUUAAAAAGUGGCUUUUUAGGCAAAUACUGUAAGUUUUGCAUUUCCGUUUAUAAUGUUUUUUUUUUCUUAUUAUACAUAUAGGAUGUUCUCGGAGUGGUAGGUAUAUUGUUACCUGAAAAGGGGUGACUCAGACUCAUUCUGAGCAACUUUUGUCGGGUAGUUUAACUUGAUUAUGUUGAUGACUUUGAAAUUUUGUCUUUUAUUGAAAUUAAAUGUAUUUUUAACAACUUAUGAUUUUUUAUAAGUAUCUUUCCUUUGCCCCCUUUGGUAUAUUAAUACUAUGUAGGUACGAAUAGAAAUCAUAAGUAGGUAUAUGAAAAAGACGUAUGUAGAAAUAUGCGAAACGUUUUACAUAUUUGAUGUGUCCUAGAGUCCACUUGCAAAGCUAAGGGUCUUAAGGGGACCAUAAAUAGCUACGUUUACCUUAAAUAAAAUUUACACCGCGGUGUUGUAAAAAAACGUUGUAUUAAGUAACUACUAGCUGUUCCCGCGAGCUUCGCUUCGCCUUAAAAAGUUUUCCCGUGGGAAUUCCGGGAUAAAAAGUAGCCUAUGUACUUUCUCAGGGUCUAGACCAUAAUGUAUACUAAAUUUCAUUCCAGACAUUGUACAGACCUUAGAAUAACAAUAUACGAACGAGACGGUA
Plutella xylostella (diamondback moth) is the source of this 1662-nucleotide messenger RNA. Its product is annotated as trypsin CFT-1-like. The record is from RefSeq and is a predicted model, not a curated record. Gene Ontology annotation, biological process: proteolysis. Gene Ontology annotation, molecular function: serine-type endopeptidase activity. NCBI's taxonomy places the organism in Eukaryota, Metazoa, Arthropoda, Insecta, Lepidoptera, Plutellidae.